GAGUGGGCAAAAUUAUUUUCGUGCAAGGGGAGGAAACCAAAUUAGCUUGGCGCGCGGUUAAGCUUUCUUGUUUCAAAACUUGCACCACAAACUGAUUCAUGUUAACGUAACAUCAUAAACUCACUCAUCCUUUUCUUUCUCCACAAGAUGGAUUAAGCAAAAUCAAUUCAUAAGCUUACAGACUUACUUCAUCACCUGAAUCGAACCAAACCAAACCAUGUACUAUUUCCUAGACCAACACCAAGAAGAAUCUCUUUAAUCCAACUCCAAAAAGCCAUACCUUCCUCUACCCUGUUCAUCAAACCCAUACCUAUAUAAAAACCUCUCAUCUUCUCCAUUUCCCUAUUCACUCCCAUAAAAAUCAAAUUCCCAACAAACCCAAUUCAAAUUCAAUCACAACAACCAUGUCCUUGACCCACCGCUCUCGCUUCAUAGUCAAUGGCGUCCAAAGAAUGCGAACUCACCAUUACUUCUGGUGCCGCCAUUGCCAACGAUCAGUCAGAAUCCCUUCUCCACACCACUCCCAUCUCCUCUGCCCCCGUUGCUCCUCCCAUCUCCGCCGUGACCUCCCCGUUCCGCCGCUCCUCGACCAAUCAACACCAAUCCCUCUAAAUCAAACUGAAAAUGAAGCAAUAGAGGGAAAUCCAGAAGCUUGGAUCGUUUUCGAAUUUCAAAACCCUAGUUCUCCGCCAACGGAGAUUUAUCGGCGAGGGCCUCCUCCGGCGCCGACUUCGGCGAUUCAAGCUCUGCAGAUUGUGAAUAUGACGGAGAUUGAUCUAAUCAGUGAUUCGAAUUGUCCGAUUUGCAGAGAAGGGUUUGAGCUGGGAGAGGAAGCGAAAGUGAUGCCGUGUAAACACUUGUAUCAUGGUGAUUGCAUUGUUCCGUGGCUGCGAUUCCACAAUACUUGUCCUGUUUGCAGAUUUGAGCUGAGAGGUUGCUUUGAAGAUGAUGAUGAUGAAGAUGAGAUUGCUGAGGCGGCUUGGAAUAGGUUGAAUUGGUCGUGGACUCGAUUGUUGUCUCUGUGGCCUUUUCGAUUGGUGGUGAAUUGGAUGUGUCGGGAUCUUGAUUUCCACAGUCACGGAGCAAGCACUUGGUGGAGAUCUUGGCUCAUUCUAUAGCUCAGAUCAUCAUAUGUCAAUUUCACCACUCACAUGUUAGGAACAGGUUGAAUGCUUUUUUUACUUUGAGGCAGGUAAGUAUUUUCUAAAUACUAAUUUCAAGAGGUAGCACUACUACUAAAGGGAAGACAUUGAAGAGCUAACCAGUAAGUCUAAUGUUUUCUUUAAGUUCUGUUUCUCAUCAUCUCUAUUAUUUGUGGUAUUAUAGCUUGUCUCUCACUAACUUUGCACAGAAUUAAUCAUUGAUGUGAGACAAAGAGUUGAGAUAAUGUAAAUAUGUGAGGUCUACAUGCAGCUCCAUCUCUGUCUCAUCUAGGUUUUUGGUUCAGAAAAAUAAUUAUUUUCUUAGAUUAUUUUUGUUUAUUUACUCUCCAAAAUUGCCUACCCCAAAAAAAAAAAAAAAAAAACUCUACAAAAUCGUAUACUUGUUGCGGCUAAAUAAAACGACAAUGGGUUUUUUUUUUUUUUUGGCAGGGGGGUUCAAAUUUUGUUAAUAUUCUUCAAUUACACAAUAUGUCAAAAACACUCGUACACUUAUGCUAUGUAUGGUAUUAUGAUAUAAUAUAUAUUGCAAAUAGAGCCGUUAUUUACCGUUAUAAAUGAAUAACUAUUUGAUAAGGAGACUAAAGAAUAAUUAUUCUAUUUUACUUUACCUUUGUUCUAUCUAACCAAACACUAUCUCAAGGAUGAUUAUAUUUUUUGUGAUAAAAGAUUUAUAUCAUUUUAUGAUUGAUAUUACAAAAUUUUAUUAUAUUAUUGUUACGAAAAGUGUACCAUGUGCACACAUAGUAGCAUAUCCCCAACUUGCAUAUAGUUUUUCUUCAGAGACUUAUUGUACAAGGUGAUCUUCUAACCUUAAUCCUUAGUGCCUUUUCCCCCCCUUUUAAUUGCUUUUAUUUAUUUGUUAGGUCAAUUCCGUUUUCUUAUAUUUCAUUGUUGAAAAUUUACAGUUAAAUAGGAGGGGGCAAGCUGCAACAUCAUGGCUUCUUGGUCCUGCAUGAAAGUUUUGAUGAUAGAACUCAACAAUCUUCCCUCUCAUAAUCCACAAAAUCACACAUUGAGAUUUGAUUUAUGCAUACUCCUGUAACCCACUUGAAUUAAAUGCAACAAAUGUUCAUAACAAAAAAAUUGCCUUUUAUUUUCUGUUUCUUUACCUAUAAAGAAACAAUUUAUUUUCCUCCCAAGUCUUGCGCAAUUGAAGGUUUAAGAAUUGUCUCAUCAAUGCCUUUUUUUUCAAAAAAAAAAAUUCAAUUUCAAGAUUAA
This is a messenger RNA of Camellia sinensis, 2381 nucleotides long. RefSeq lists its product as uncharacterized. Gene Ontology annotation, molecular function: ubiquitin protein ligase activity. Gene Ontology annotation, cellular component: cytoplasm. NCBI's taxonomy places the organism in Eukaryota, Viridiplantae, Streptophyta, Magnoliopsida, Ericales, Theaceae. The record is from RefSeq and is a predicted model, not a curated record. Gene Ontology annotation, biological process: protein ubiquitination.